Oncorhynchus masou masou (cherry salmon) is the source of this 3980-nucleotide messenger RNA. RefSeq names its product cyclin dependent kinase like 5 (gene cdkl5). Bases 262 to 3036 code for a protein of 924 amino acids. The record is from RefSeq and is a predicted model, not a curated record. The transcript has 18 exons. Gene Ontology annotation, cellular component: dendrite cytoplasm; nucleus. Gene Ontology annotation, biological process: protein phosphorylation; regulation of dendrite development; positive regulation of axon extension. Gene Ontology annotation, molecular function: protein kinase activity; ATP binding. NCBI's taxonomy places the organism in Eukaryota, Metazoa, Chordata, Actinopteri, Salmoniformes, Salmonidae.
UUGUCAAGCGGAGGCUUACUGUUGCUGCAAUUAAAAUUCCUGCCUUGGAUGUGGACUAUGGGUCCAGUUCAUCACUUUACAAACACUGACUGAGGAUGAUCCGGUGAGGGAAAACCAUUGAAAGGAGAAUGUGUCGUGUCCUGAGGCCCACUGGUAGUCAACCCCUCCCAGGAGCCAGGAGACAAGCCCAGACCCCCCUCCUUUAGCUGGGACACCUCUCUGACCCCACCUUGGACCUCACCCCAGCUGCCUUUUAACUUCAUGAAGAACUCUGACGUUGGUGAUGUGAUGAAUAAAUUUGAAGUCCUUGGGAUCGUAGGUGAAGGUGCCUAUGGAGUGGUCCUGAAGUGCAGACACAAGGAGACCAAUGAGAUUGUGGCCAUUAAGAAGUUCAAGGACAGUGAAGAGAAUGAGGAGGUUAAGGAGACCACACUCCGGGAGCUAAAGAUGCUCCGAACCUUGAAGCAGGAGAAUAUCGUGGAGCUGAAGGAAGCCUUCCGCAGGAGGGGGAAACUCUACCUGGUGUUUGAGUAUGUAGAGAAGAACAUGCUGGAGCUGCUGGAGGAGCUUCCUAACGGAGUGCCGUCUGAUAAAGUCAGGAACUACAUCUACCAGCUGAUCAAAGCUAUCCAUUGGUGUCAUAAGAACGACAUUGUCCACCGGGAUAUAAAGCCAGAGAACCUUCUAAUCAGUUCUGAUGACAUCCUCAAGCUAUGUGACUUCGGCUUCGCCCGUAAUCUCUCAGAGGGAAAUGAUGCCAACUACACAGAGUACGUGGCCACUAGAUGGUACCGCUCUCCAGAACUACUGCUGGGGGCUCCGUAUGGUAAGGCAGUUGACAUGUGGUCAGUAGGCUGUAUCCUGGGUGAACUGAGUGAUGGCCAGCCGUUGUUCCCAGGAGAGAGUGAGAUAGAUCAGCUCUUCAUCAUCCAGAAGGUCCUGGGACCACUGCCUACUGAACAGAUGAAACUCUUCUACAAUAACCCUCGAUUCCACGGGCUAAGGUUCCCAGCAGUGAACCACCCCACCACCCUGGAGAGGAAGUACCUGGGGUUCAUCAGUGGAGCCCUGCUGGACCUCAUGAAGAACCUGCUGCUGUUGAGUCCUACAGAGCGGUUUCUAACGGAGCAGAGUUUGGACCAUCAUGCCUUCCAGACACCGCGACCGGUGGAGCGACCUGGACCUUCUACACCCACACCAGUCCGCUCCUCUAAGAGGAAGCCUCAUCACACGGACAACAGCGCCCCCACCAGGAGUCAUGGUGUUAAGGGUUCAGACCACCACCGCUCAGCUAGUAGAGACUGUUCCAGCCUGCCCCGUCACGAAGACCUCCAACCUAGCAAUCACCCUAGCAAUGACAACUUCCUGAAUGGCAACAGCUUGAGCCCCACCCUCCACCCCAAGACCUAUGCCCCGCCCCCCCAGCUCCUGAAUCGUUCAGCCUCCUGCUCCAAGGACCUAGCCAACAACAACCUGCCCCACCUCCUCAGCCCCAAGGAGACCAAGAGCAACCUACCCCACCUCCUCAGCCCCAAAGAGACCAAGAACAAAGACUUUGACUUCACCUCCGGAGCCAAGGCCUCAGAUGGGCCGGGAGCCAAGUACCUCAAGUCCAACAGCCGCUCUCAGCAGAACCGCCAUAGCUUCGUAGAGGGAAAGACCAGCACCCUGAUGUCUGGAGACAAACACAGAGCCAGAGACCGAGACCGCCACAGCUACAUGGGGGAGCAUGGGUCCUCUAAGUCUGCAGGAGGGUUAGGGUUAGCAGGAGGCUCCUAUAUAAACCUUUCUAAGAGCCACGGGGCCCUCAACGACGCCAAGUCAGUAGGGAACCUUAGCGACCCACGUAUCCAUGGUGACGAACCUCCAUCACGCUACUUCCCUACUUCCUGUCUGGACCUCAACGCUCCUGGCAGCCCGGUGACCGGUCAUCAUCGUCACAGCCCUGCAGGCCGGCGCUCGGAGAGAGAGAGCAAUACGCUAGACUCCUCAUCCCGACGCACCUCCUCACGACACAAGAGCUCUGAGGAAGCCAAGUCCCCUGAGGGAGGAGACCCGGGAGGGGGAGGAGGUGGAAGCCAUGGUCACUCCCUGUCCACCCCUCAUGAGGCCUUCCCCUACGGCCUGGGCUACACAUCCCCCUUCUCCUCCCAGCAUAGACCUCACCGCCACUCCAUGUACGUGCGGCGGGAGCGUCAGAGGACCCACGGGGGGGGUAGUGAGGGGGGGCUGGCGGUGGGACAGGGGAUGUCCACCAGAGCCUCCAGCCUCCAGCUACUCUCCCCCCAGCUGCAGCACCGCACCCUGCCCAGGCACCCUGGAGGAUCUUCUACAGAGGACAUCACCAGGGUGGGGAUGUUCCAUGAACAGCACCCAGAGGACGGAGUCUCUUCUAAAGAAAACCGCAUCAUCUACAGUGAGUCCAUGCCCAGGAGGGUUGGCAGCUUCUAUAGAGUGCCGUCCCCGCGGCCAGAUAACGGAGGUCAGGGCAGCAGGGGGACAGGAGGGGGGGCAGUGGACGGAAGCACCUUGACCAACCAUCCCAAACGCCAGCCGGCCUUUGACCCCUGGAUGCGCCCAGAGAUCGUGGUGAUGAACCAAUCAGAGCCAACCAAAGAAAAGGAGAAGCAGGGCUUCUUCAGAGCAAUAAAGAAGAAGAAGAAGAACAAGUCCCAAACGAACCAACCAGAUCCAUCAAACGCUCAACCAGGACGUCAUCAGGAGGUCCCAGGUGACGGGGCAGAUCACAUGGUCGUCCAGAAGUCCGCCCGGUCAUCGGGUCAUCAGAGCAGCCGCCACCGGGACCAAUCACGGGAGAGAGACAGAGAACAAUCACGGGAGAGAGACAGAGAACAAUCACGGGAGAGAAACUGGCCAUCAGAAAAAAUGUCUGAUGCACACUGUCAGGUGAAAAUCAUCACUCCCCAAUCAGUCACCAAUCAAUCAUCAAUCAGAAGACACACCUCCUCCUGUUUUCCUACCCUAUCACAGUUCCUUUCCCUUGGUUUAAAAACCCUGUCGGUUGUUUGCUCUUGAGCUCAAUCUCUCUGUAAAUGCCAUGUCUGUAGGUCUCUGUGUUUCACUCUCUCUUUGUGUACUAACCUCUCUUUUGUUUGAGCACCUCCAUAGCACUUUGUCAUCACCUGUGAGUAUUGUUUUGGUUAUGGUGUUUGAUUGCUGGUGGGAAAAGGGGAAACCAAGACAAGUCGCCCAUGGGCAUACACUACCCGUAGGUAGACUUUGUUAAAUACACUAGUUAGAACUGGGCGGACCACCCACUGUAUUUUUGGUUAGUUAGUUAGCUGUUGUUAAAGUAGGCUAGUCUAGCUGAGGUUUUUUUUGAAUACUUAUUGUUUCUUUCCUUGGGUCCAGCUCAGCCCCUUUUCCUGCUCCCCCCAUUACCGUGUGUUUUCAAAUAAACCUUGAGUUUGACGGUAGAUUUCAGUUGUCCUGGUUAUUUCGUUCACACUUUUGUUUUGUCAAUAUUAUAAUUUGCAUGAGUUAUAUUACGGGUCUCAUUACCAUCCCCCCCUAGACUGUCGGGCCAAAAAGCGAUCCGUAAUAAUACUGCUAAAGUAACACUCGAGUGGUUUAAGGGGAAACAUUUAAAUGUCUUGUAAUGGCCUAGUCAAAGCCCAGACCUCAAUCCAAUUGAGAAUCUGUGGUAUGACUUAAAGAUUACUGUACACCAGGGGAACCCAUCCAACUUGAAGGAGCUGGAGCAGCUUUACCUUGAAGAAUGGACAAAAAUCCCUGUGGCUAGAUAUGCCAAGUUUAUGGAGACAUACUCCAUGGGACUUGCAGCUGUAAUUGCUGCAAACGUGGCUUUACAAAGUAUUGACUUUGGAGGGUGAAUAGUUAUGAACGCUCAAGUUUUCUGUUUUUUUGUUUGUUUCACAAUAAAACAUAUUUUGCAUCUUCAAAGUAGUAGACAUGUUGUGUAAAUCAAAUGAUACAAACCCCCAAAAACUAUAUUUUAA